AAUGAAUGAUGUUCAAAAGAAAACGUUUUCAUUAAAUCACCUGUGACUCAGUUUUUGAGUAUCACAUCCUUUGUAUUUCACAUUAUUUUCGGGAAUUACUAUUCUUUAUUCCUUUUUUUUCUUACUCGUUCCGCCAUACAAUUGCCUUCUAAGAGGUUCAGUUUUCAUAUUUUUAUUAAUUUUCUGAAUAAUUACACUGUUUUCUGAGUUGAAACAGUUUAAAUUCUUUUUUUUCUUCCGUUACUUCUUCUGCAAGUUAGUUUAGGAACGUUUUCUUGCAGUAGUAGGGUUUGAUUCCGAUGGCGGAGACUAAAAUCGAUGCCCCUGGGAAGGGGAAAGCGAAAAAAGUAGCGUUUUAUAAACUGUUUACGUUCGCUGAUUCUAAAGAUAUUUUGUUGAUGAUUAUUGGAACUGUUGCUGCUUUUGGGAAUGGAGUGACUAUGCCUUUCAUGUCAGUGCUUAUGGGCCAAACUAUUGAUUCUUUCGGAUCCAAUCAGAAUGACAAAGGGAUCGUUCCGAUAAUUUCCAAGAUAUCGUUGGAAUUCGUCUACUUAGCCUGCGCAGCUGCGGCAUUAGCUUGUCUUCAGGUUACCUGCUGGAUGGUAACAGGAGAACGUCAGGCGGCAAGAAUAAGGGGUUUAUAUCUGAAAACUAUAUUGAGACAAGAUAUUGCUUUCUUCGAUAAGGAAACAAACACCGGAGAGGUUGUUGGUCGAAUGUCGGGCGAUACUGUUCUUAUCCAGGAUGCCAUGGGUGAAAAGGUCGGAAAAGUUCUGCAGCUGUUGGCUACAUUUUUUGGUGGUUUUAUCAUAGCAUUUGUCAGAGGGACAAAACUUGCUGCUUUUCUGUUAAUUGCUAUUCCUUUCAUAGUUCUAGCUGUUGGUGCCAUGGCCCUUACCAUGGCACGAUUGGCAGCUCGCGGACAAAAAGCAUAUGCAGAAGCUGCUUCUGUUGUAGAACAGACAAUUGGCUCAAUUAGAACUGUUGCAUCAUUUACCGGAGAGAAUCGAGCUAUUAGUGUUUACAACGAACAUCUUCAGACUGCUUAUAAAUCAGGCCUGUUUGAAGGUCUUGCUUCCGGAUUAGGUGUAGGUGUAGUUAUGCUUGUCUUGUUCAGUAGCUAUGGCAUGGCUAUAUGGAUUGGUGCAAAGAUGAUAUUGGCAAAUGGAUAUACGGGAGGCCAAGUGAUUAAUGUGAUCUUUGCCGUAUUGCUCGCUUCAAUGUCUUUGGGACAGGCAUCGCCUUGUCUGAGUGCUUUUGCUGCAGGACAAGCUGCAGCCUAUAAAAUGUUCGAGACGAUUAAGAGGAAGCCGGAGAUCGAUGCUUACAGUACAAACGGAAGAGUAUUGGACAAUAUCCGCGGAGAUAUCGAGCUGAGAAAUGUAUAUUUCAGUUAUCCAGCAAGACCUGAUGAGGAAAUAUUUAGUGGAUUCUCUCUCUCAAUCCCGAGUGGUUCUACUGCAGCUUUGGUUGGGCACAGUGGAAGUGGAAAAUCAACAGUUAUUAGUCUGAUAGAGAGAUUUUAUGAUCCAAAAGCAGGAGAUGUUCUCAUUGAUGGAAUUAACCUCAAAGAGUUGCAACUUAAAUGGAUCAGAGAAAAAAUUGGGCUCGUCGGCCAGGAGCCUGCGCUUUUUUCAUCUAGCAUCAGGGACAAUAUUGCAUAUGGGAAAGAUGGUGCAACUCUUGAAGAGAUAAGAACAGCUGCUGAACUCGCCAAUGCUGCAAAAUUCAUCGAUAAAUUACCUCAGGGCCUUGACACUAUGGUUGGUGAGCAUGGAACUCAACUUUCUGGUGGGCAGAAGCAGAGAAUUGCGAUCGCUAGAGCAAUCUUGAAGAACCCUCCAAUUCUACUUCUGGAUGAAGCCACCAGUGCACUUGAUGCAGAAUCUGAGAGGGUAGUGCAAGAAGCACUAGACAGAAAUAUGGUGAACCGUACAACUGUUAUCGUCGCCCAUCGUUUAGCCACGGUUAGGGCUGCUAAUAUGAUUGCUGUCAUUCAUCGAGGCAAAAUUGUCGAAAAAGGAACACAUUCGGAUCUACUUGAAAAUCCUGAUGGAGCAUACUCUCAGCUAAUGCGCUUGCAGAAACUAAAUAAAGAAUCAGAAGAAGCAGCACAUGAUUCCGGUAGAUUAGAGAUCUCAAGGGAUUCGUUCGGACAGCUAAGCGAAAGAAGGUCAAUGCGCCAUUCCAUAAGCCGGGGAUCAUCAAGAAACAGCAGCAGCUAUCGCAACUCGCCAUCACCUGCAAUUGAUAAUGACCUGGAAAAUGGAGAAACUCUUCCAUCAGAAAAACAAACCCGAAAGAUUUCCAUCUGGCGUCUUGCUUCUCUAAACAAGCCAGAGCUGCCAGUUCUCAUAGCAGGUGCUGUUUCUGCAAGUCUCAAUGGAGCAAUACUUCCAAUUUAUGGCGUACUAAUCUCUAGAGCAAUCAAAACAUUUUUUGAACCACCUCAUCAACUGCAAAAGGACUCGAAAUUUUGGGCGCUUAUGUUCGUGAUCCUUGGCCUGGUAUCGGUUUUGGUACAUCCAUUAAGAACAUUCUUCUUUUCCGUAGCUGGAUCUAAACUAAUCCAACGAAUAAGAUCCAGCUGUUUUGAGAAGGUGGUUUGUAUGGAGAUUGGCUGGUUUGAUGAUCCUAAGCACUCGAGUGGUGCAAUUGGUGCUAGGCUCUCAUCAGAUGCAGCAGCAGUUCGAGCCUUAGUGGGAGAUUCAUUAGCUCAGAUAGUUCAAAACAUUGCAACAGCUUUAGCUGGAAUAAUCAUUGCUUUCACUGCUAGUUGGCCUCUAGCAUGUAUUAUCCUUGUACUACUCCCCCUAAUCUUCCUCAACAGUGCGAUACAAGUAAAAUUCAUGAAAGGUUUCAGCGCAAAUGCGAAGACGAUGUACGAGGAAGCAAGCCAAGUUGCUAGUGAUGCAGUUGGAAGUAUAAGAACAGUAGCUUCAUUCUGUGCUGAAGAGAAAGUGAUGGAACUAUACGACAAGAAAUGCAAGGGUCCUAUGAUAGCCGGAGUAAAGCUAGGAUUGAUCAGCGGUUUAGGAUUUGGAUUGGCCUCAUUCUGUUUGUUCUCAUUCUACGCCAUUAGUUUCUAUGCUGGAGCUCAACUAAUCAAGCAUGGCCUCACUACGUUUUCGGAUGUUUUUCGGGUUUUCUUCGCUUUGACUAUGGCAGCAGUAGGAGUUGCUCAGACGAGUUCCCUCGGUGCUGAUUCCACAAAAGCGAAAGCUGCUGCUGCUUCAGUAUUCGACAUAAUAGACAGAACAUCUAUGGUGGAUCCUAGUAAUGAGUCAGGAAGAACAUUGGAAAUCGUGAGAGGAGAUAUUGAUAUUCGUUCUGUCAGCUUUAAAUAUCCAUCCAGACCCGACAUUCAGAUUUUCCGGGACCUCAGCUUGACCAUUCGUUCUGGAAGGGUUGUGGCGCUAGUCGGAGAAAGUGGGAGUGGUAAGUCGACAGUCAUCGCAUUAUUGCAAAGAUUUUACGAUGCAGAUUCAGGUCAUAUCACUCUUGAUGGAGUUCAAAUUCAGAACCUGAAUUUGAAGUGGUUAAGACGGCAAAUGGGGCUUGUUAGCCAAGAGCCUGCUUUGUUCAAUGACUCAAUCCGUGCCAAUAUUGCAUACGGAAAGGAAGGAAAUGCAACUGAGGCAGAAAUUAUAGCUGCAGCACAACUCGCCAAUGCCCACAGUUUCAUCAGUAGUUUACAAGAGGGUUAUGAUACAAUGGUAGGGGAGCGAGGAACUCAAUUAUCCGGGGGACAGAAGCAAAGGGUGGCCAUAGCUCGAGCCAUAGUGAAGAGUCCGAAGAUAUUACUAUUAGACGAGGCAACAAGUGCAUUAGAUGCAGAAUCAGAAAGAGUAGUUCAACAAGCAUUAGAUAAAAUCAUGGUGAACAGGACGACAAUCGUCGUCGCUCAUCGAUUAUCAACAAUCAAGAAUGCGGAUGUUAUUGCUGUGGUUAAAAACGGUGCUAUUGUGGAGAAAGGAAGGCACGAGGCGCUCAUCAACAUCAAAGAUGGUUGCUAUGCAUCUCUUGUGGCACUUCACAUGAGUGCUAAAACUGCAUAGAGGGAUUUGCAGUUCAUUUUGAUUCUAGAUUUUGGAACUUGUGUGAGUUGUAAAUGUUUUUGCUCAUUGCUUUCGCUCUUUACAUUGAUAUAUGAAUGUAAUUUUACUCUUUCAAUUGUACAUUAAUAAGAGCAAAAUUAAGGCAA
Messenger RNA from Mercurialis annua (annual mercury), 4204 nucleotides. RefSeq names its product ABC transporter B family member 4-like. Gene Ontology annotation, biological process: transmembrane transport. Gene Ontology annotation, molecular function: ABC-type transporter activity; ATP binding; ATP hydrolysis activity. NCBI's taxonomy places the organism in Eukaryota, Viridiplantae, Streptophyta, Magnoliopsida, Malpighiales, Euphorbiaceae. The transcript is spliced from 12 exons. Gene Ontology annotation, cellular component: membrane. Bases 300 to 4058 code for a protein of 1252 amino acids. The record is from RefSeq and is a predicted model, not a curated record.